CCUUGCACUUGAAUAUUUACUUAAUUUUUAUAGGCUUAUUUGAGACCAGGUUAGGGUAAUGGGGUAGGAUCUGAGCCAGACACAAACUCUGGUCGCCUGUACAUAAUGCUACACUGAAAUCAGAAGGAUAGCAUUUAUAUGCACUCAUGUAAUUACCAUCAAUUCCAGAAUUACUAGUGAACUCUAGACUUUCCUUAAGCCCCAACAUUUUGAGUGGGUGUCAAUUAAUCCUCGUGAUGCAAAAGGAUAUUUAUAACUGCAUAUUCGCAGUGGCAGCACGAGCGUAAUGAAAUGUGCAGGUGUAACAAUUACAGCUGAGUUCACAUUACAGUUUUGCUGUCUGAGACCGAUUUCAGGGAUUGUAAAAGAUUUCUCUUUUACGGCAAAUUCAGCAGUCUUAUGACCUUCACAGCGGCCAAUGAAUUUACGAUAAAUAUUAAUCUAUGAAAAGCAUCUGAAAUUUGCUUUGGGCGGGGUGAUUGCUAUGACCAAAGUCUUGGCUGUGAUGUGAAUCAGAGGUAUAAUCGUAGAUAAUACAGUAUACACCUGGCUUAAUGUGUUUGCUUUUCAUUUUUUCAUACUAGAACUAAAAAUGACUUCCUGUCUUUGGAAGUGAGAGAGAAGUUAAACUACCUAACGGCAUUUUAUUCCAACAGCAACAAAAAAUCAACUUCUGAACUCUCCAGUAGGACCUUCCCUUGGUGACAAAGUCGGCAUGAAAUGGAAGUUGUGAUCAGCUUUUCUUCCCUAUUGUGAUGUAUAUCUGAAUGAAGCAGCUUCUUGAAAAAGAAAAAAUGUUAUAGGACUUAAUUUUGACCAUCUGCAAUUGAUUUCAUUGUUGGCAUUUGGUAUUGCUGCGAUCUCAUGUGAGUGACAGGUUGCUGAAGGGAAGGUUUUAAUACCCAGCCAUCAUGCCAGCACACGUCAUCAGAGAAAAAAUGUCAUUGCAAGGGGGAGGGGAAGCUAUUUUGAUUAAAAAAAGUGCUGACUUGAAUGGCAAGUAGUUAGAAUGUGGUUAAUGUGUUGCAUCCCUUUGCAAAAUGGCUAGCAUGCAUAUUACACAAUGUUUGGUAUAGAGUAUGUCAAAAGACUUGUAGGUCAGUGGUUCUCAUCUCCAGUCCUCGGGACCCCCCCACACAUUUUGUAUGUCUUCCUUAUUCAACACACUUGAUUCAGAUCAUCAGCUCAUUAGGAAAGAUCCAUUAACUAAACCAAGUGUGUCACAUAAGACAGACAUUCAAAAUCUGCAGCGCAGUGGGUCCCCUGGACAAGAGUUUGAGAACCACAGUUGCUGUGGUUUACAAGCCAGAUGGUGCAAUAUCCUCGUAUUCUGCUGGAGGUUGGUGAAUGUACGGCAAUGAAAGACAUCAGGGUUGGUAGAGAGAGUAUGGAAGAGGAUCAUAGUAUUUAAACCUUUAAGCACUCAGAUCCUUGCUGUCAGCAACAUUAGUCAGUGCUGCUUCCUGCAGUUGCUCAGGGGUCUGACUCUGAGGUAUUAUAGGCAUCUAAUGCAUCUACUCCCCCAGUAACCUGUGCAUCUCCCAGACUGAGAGGACGCUGGCACCAUGAACAAGCUUAAAGGCAGGAGGCAAAGCCUUUUCCCAAACUAUAAACUUGGGGUCACAUUCCUUGCUCCCAAGGAUCCAGAGGACUCUGAGCUUCCUUUCGGUCAACACAACUGGGUAAAACCAUGGAAUUCGAUGCAGGAAUUAAGUAAGGAUAUAUAUGACAUCUAUGCAGAGUAUGAAGACGAUGAAGAAGAGAGGUUGAUGUCGACUCCUGGUAAACUCUCCUCUCCAAAUAAAAACUACAUGCUGAACAUCAACGUAGGAGGCAAGGUCUACCAGAUCUCUUACAGGGUAGCAGCAAAAUAUCCCAAGACAAGAAUUGGACGACUAGCAACGUAUACUGACCACAACAGGAAACUUGACCUCUGUGAUGAUUACACGGUCCAGAACAAUGAGUUUUUCUUUGACAGGGAUCCAGACAUCUUCCACAACAUCUUCAACUUCUAUAGGACUGGAGUUCUCUGGAUCAAAGAUGAAUUGUGCCCACGCAAUUUUUUGGAGGAGAUCAACUACUGGGGCGUUCGUAUCAAGAAUACCCAUCGCUGCUGCCGCAUUUCGUUCGAGGAACGGCAAGAUGAACUCAAUGAACAGCUGAAGAUACAACGGGAACUCGAGGCAGAGGUGGAAACUGAGGAGCACGAGGACUUGUUUCAGGAUAUGGCUUUCGGUCAUUCACGUUUCCUCAUCUGGAACAUGAUGGAGAAGCCAUUCUCUUCAGUCAUAGCCAAGCUCAUGGCAGUAGCAUCCAGUUUCUUCGUGCUGGUAUCACUCGUGGCUAUGACUCUCAAUACGGUAGAGGGAAUGCAGUAUACAACUACCACCGGCCAGCUGAGCGGGAAGACCUACUGCGAGUAUGUUGAGACUUUCUGUAUUGCAUUUUUUACCAUGGAAUAUCUGCUCCGGCUUGUGUCCACACCGGAUCUCAAACACUUUGGAAGGAGCGUGCUGAAUGCUGUGGACCUGAUUGCAAUCCUUCCAUUAUAUCUUCAGAUGGCCCUAGAGUGUUUCGAGAAAGAAGACUAUGGGAAACAUGGUAGUGAUAUCGAGACUGUAGGACGGGUGGGUAAAUUGGGCCAAGUUCUCCGCAUCAUGCGUCUCAUGAGGAUAUUUCGUAUCCUAAAACUAGCACGUCACUCGACUGGACUUCGAGCCUUCGGAUUCACACUCCGGCAAUGUUACCAACAAGUGGGCUGUCUUUUCCUCUUCAUUGCGAUGGGAAUUUUCACCUUCUCUGCCAUGGUUUAUACCGUAGAGCAUGACGUGCAUCAAACAAACUUCACCAGUAUUCCACAUGCAUGGUGGUGGGCAGCUGUGAGCAUCUCCACUGUGGGGUAUGGCGACAUGUUUCCAGAGACUCCUCUGGGCAGGAUUUUUGCAUUUGCGUGCAUCUCAUUUGGAAUUAUUCUCAAUGGCAUGCCAAUCUCCAUCCUGUUCAAUAAAUUCUCAGACUACUAUUCAAAGCUGAAAGCCUAUGAAUACACCUCCAAUUUAAAGAAUCGCGGGAAAGUGAGGUUUGUGAAAAGGGCUGCAAAGAAGUUUUCAGAAUGUUUUUAGGUUGCCAAGUGCUGACCUUCUCUUUCCACCAAUGGACUGAUUUUUAAUUCAUGGACUUGGUGGACUUCUUUUCAAAAAAAAAAAAAAUUCAAACCGACCAGACCAAUUAAGUAACGGUCUUUAAACAAAUUAGCCACUGCUUGCUUUUAUGCUGCUGGAUACAUGCAUAUUGAGGAACUUUUGUACUAUAAACAAAAGUAAUUUCUUUUAAAACGAAUCAACACAUUUAGACUGCUCUAACAAGGAUGCCAUUAAUAAAUACUUGCCUUGGCACAACAA
Molecule: messenger RNA, 3401 nt
Organism: Cyprinus carpio (common carp)
Lineage: Eukaryota; Metazoa; Chordata; Actinopteri; Cypriniformes; Cyprinidae
Product: potassium voltage-gated channel subfamily V member 2-like
Biological process (GO): protein homooligomerization; potassium ion transmembrane transport
Cellular component (GO): voltage-gated potassium channel complex; membrane
Molecular function (GO): voltage-gated potassium channel activity
Source: RefSeq, a predicted model, not a curated record